AUGGUACCUCAUGAUGCUAGACGCUUACCCGAAAAUGACGAUGAUUUAGACAUCUUCACUCUGGCAGAUUACGAAGACCCAUUGCUACCUAAAAACGAACGUUUCAAUGAAAGCCAAUCACAUCAACCACUAUCAUCUGCUGCACAACAACAACGGACGGACGCUGCCAACAGUACAUCCAGACUAUUCGGCGAUGAUUUAGAGAUCAAACCUGAAAUCGAUACGGGCACAGUAUCUGAAUCUUGCUUUUCAUUUAAAAAACUGUGGAAAUACACUGGACCAGGCUGGCUCAUGUCAAUUGCUUAUCUUGAUCCAGGCAACCUUGAAUCUGAUUUACAAACGGGUGCAGUCGCUGGGUACAGCUUAUUGUGGUUAUUGUUCUGGUCGCAUGUCAUUGGGCUGAUAUUUCAACUGCUAUCCGCUCGACUAGGCACAAUUACAGGAAAGCAUCUUGCUCAACUGAUACGACAGAGUUACUCGAAAAAGCUUACGCUUGUAUUAUGGGGAUUUGCACAACUGGCUAUUAUUGGAGCUGACAUUCUGGAGAUUGUGGGCACAGCAGUUGCAUUGCACAUUUUGCUUCGACUUCCCUUGUGGGCGGGUGUGUUGAUGACAGCAACAGACACAUUCACAUUCAUGAUGAUUCAGCGCUACGGUAUUCGACGAUUAGAAGCAUUUUUUAUGGUCCUUAUCACUAUGAUGGCCGUGUGUUUUUGGGUAGAAUUAGUGCAAUCUCAACCUGAUGUCCGCAAAAUCAUUCAGGGUGUGAUUGUGCCUUAUGUGCCCAAGAAUGCGGAAUUACAAGCUGUGGCUAUGCUCGGUGCCAUUGUCAUGCCUCACAAUAUGUUCUUGCACAGUGCUCUUGUCAUGUCGCGUGAUUUAGGCAGACAACCGUCGAUUCGAAAGUUAAAGGAAGCCAACUUUUACUUUGCCAUUGAAUCCAUAUUGGCAUUAAGUGUUUCCUUUUUCGUCAAUCUAGCUAUUGUUGUUGUGUUUGCACAAGUCUUUUUCAAGCCAGACCACACAGGGCCCGUCAAAAUCCCAGGCUUAGACGAUGCAGACAAAGUGCUGAGUGGCACAUUGGGAUCUGCUGCCAAGUAUUUAUGGGCUGCUGGAUUACUCGCAGCUGGUCAAAGCUCUACCAUGACUGGUACAUUAGCUGGACAAUAUGUAACAGAAGGGUUCUUUGGUAAUAUCUUUAAAAAGGACUGGCAUCGUGUUGCUGCCACUCGCAGUAUUUCAUUGAUCCCUGGUAUGUUGGUGGCUAUUUUCGCAGUGGAUCAUUUUGAUACUAUGGGCGAGUUGUUGAAUGUGCUUCAAAGUGUUUGUUUACCCACUGUGCUGAUUCCAAUCAUCAAACUAUCGACAUCGCCACACGUAUUAUCCAAGGAAUUUCGACCCUCCUUGUUUAUGCAAAUCACAUGCUGGGGAUUAACGCUUGUAGUGAUUGCAUUUGAUAUCUUUUUAUUCAUCAUUCAUGCGACCAACCUCACCUCAGCAAUCAUUAUUGGCAUUACAGGCGUGAUUUAUCUGAUAUUUCUUGUGUAUCUCGUGUGGAAGCCAUUAGAGACACCCAGAUUAUCUGCAACGGAAGACGGCUGGAUGAGCUUACCGCAAAACGAAAACGAUGUGGAUGGCUCCUUCACCAGCGAUGAACCUGAAAGCAGCAAUAGAAGAAACAACAAAUAUGACGACGAUGCAGAGGAAAUCUAUGCUCUUUGA
Molecule: messenger RNA, 1722 nt
Organism: Mucor velutinosus
Lineage: Eukaryota; Fungi; Mucoromycota; Mucoromycetes; Mucorales; Mucoraceae
Exons: 7
Coding region: 1-1722 (573 amino acids)
Biological process (GO): metal ion transport
Cellular component (GO): membrane
Molecular function (GO): manganese ion transmembrane transporter activity; cadmium ion transmembrane transporter activity
Source: RefSeq, a predicted model, not a curated record